Molecule: messenger RNA, 1020 nt
Organism: Laetiporus sulphureus 93-53
Lineage: Eukaryota; Fungi; Basidiomycota; Agaricomycetes; Polyporales; Laetiporaceae
Product: hemolytic lectin LSLb
Exons: 3
Coding region: 1-948 (315 amino acids)
Source: RefSeq, a predicted model, not a curated record
AUGACCGACAUCUACAUCCCGCCGGAGGGUCUCUACUUCCGCCUCCUUGGCUUUGCCAGUCGGCAGGUGAUCUUCGCGCGCAAUUCUCCCUCUCCCGAUGUUGGUCUGUCUCCGGUCAACGACCAGGCUACCGACCAGUACUUCUCGUUCAUUUACGGCACUGGAGAACGUGCCGAUCUCUACGCGAUAAAGAGCAAAGCGACGGGGAAGGUGCUCUUCUCGCGUACCCAUAAGGAACCGUAUGUGGGCCAAAUCGAUGGCGACGGACGUUAUAACGACAACUGGUUCAAGAUUGAGCCAGGAAAGACCUAUCGCUCUAAAUAUUUCCGGCUCGUAGCGCCGUCGACUGGCACCGCGCUCGUCUCGCGCACGCAUUUGAAACCAUACUUCUGGAAUCACCCUCAGACUCAAGUCUGCGACGACCAAUACUUCACCUUCCUCUUCGAGGAUAUGAGCAUCGAUAAGAUAGAGUACGACCUCAAGGAUGGCAGAAUUCUCUCAUCGACGCCGAACGUGUUAGCGACCCAAGUUCUCGAGAAUUCAUCAUCUCAGACCCAGGAGAUGUCAUUUCAUUUCUCAGAAACGUUGACGCAGACCAGCACGUUCGAUUAUACUGCGGGCUUCACCAUCGCCGUAGGCACCGCGUUCAAAGCUGGAGUUCCGUUUUUUGCCGAGACCGAGUUCAAAGUCGACAUUUCUGUCAACAACGAGUGGAAGUGGGGCGAGGAGAACACCUUCUCCAAGACGUACGCGGCUACGUUCUCUGUCCGAGCAGGCCCUGGAGAGACCGUAAAAGCGGUUUCAACCGUGGACACCGGCACACUCAGUGUGCCAUUCACGGCUUACCUCAGCUCUAAGAGUACGGGCUUUGAGGUAACAACCGAGGGCAUCUGGCGUGGAGUCUCGAACUGGAACCUUCGCCAUGUACUGACUUCGGCAACAGCCUGAGAACCAGUGGCUCUAUCAAUGUGGCGUGUCGAUAGUCAAUGAUCGCUGUGAUGUAUUUGUAGUUCGUAGUAU